AUGCUGAUGGAGCUCACAGACAAUGAUGUUUCAGGUGCCGUCAGCCUCAUUUCCUUCCUAGUGCGCUGUGAACAGGCGCCCUUCGAGAUGCAGUCUGCUGCGGGUCAGUGCCUCGUGCAGCUGACAACAGCUGACUCAGUCUUCCUCUCGAAGACACAAGAAGGCAGUGAGGAUUGGCAGAAUGAGCAGAUCACCAAACUUACCGGCAUGCUGAAUCGUCAUGUGAACGGGUUAAUCAAGGGCCUCAUCCAGUUCGACAUCGUUGAAGCCUUUGGGCGCUGCAUUUGUCAACAUCAGAUGAGCCACAGCCGCACCGACAUCAUAGUGAAGUAUUUCCUCACCACAGGAGCCUUUGAGCAGCUUGCGCCUGAAAGCCAGGCUCGACUGCAGCGACGGCUAACCUGCGAGCAAAGCAUGCGGCUGCCAUUUACACGUUCAUCCUUGAAGGCUUGCGAGCUGCUGUCCUUCGCGCUGGCGACCCCUGAGCAGGCGCCACCAGAAGCAGCAGCAGCGGCGGUGAAACAUACCCGCCGAAAGGGCAAGUGGCGGCAUGGCAAGCAGAGAAGAAGAAAGAAGCUCUUUGCCAUGCAGGCGUCUCAUCAAAACGACGAGGAACCUGAGGCAGACGAUGAGCAGGGUGAUGAGGAGGAGUCCGACGAGGAUGACAUGCCACCGCUGGUACCAGAUGGUGGUUGGGAAAGCCACUUGGGUGUCGCAGAUGAGGCUGGUGUGCCGCAGAAAGCGGUGUGUCAACUCAGCGGUGCUUUGAUGCACGAUCCUGUGAGCACACCAGACGGAUAUCUUUUCGAAAGGGCUGCAAUAGAGGAUUGGAUGAGCCAACAUGGCUCGAACCCCUUGACUGGUGCCCCCCUGGCUAUGGAUGAUGUCAUGGAUAGACAAGACAUCGCAAACUUCAUCCAGGGCUUUCAGAUGCAGAUGCUCUCAGUGUCUCAAGUUGCACCGGAAGUUGUGGAUAGACCCAAGGAGGAGGAUCGGGACGUCCAUUUGAUGCGCAUGCCACAUGGCUUUGUUUAUUCCUAUGUCUGUCCGAUCACGCAGAAAGCCUUGCGAAUGGACGAGUGUCAAGGGGAUCCGGAAAUGAAGAAGAGGAUAGUUAAGUUUCUAAAGGGCCACCACGUGUGA
Durusdinium trenchii is the source of this 1143-nucleotide messenger RNA. Lineage: Eukaryota; Dinophyceae; Suessiales; Symbiodiniaceae. The record is from the annotation of a GenBank genome assembly.